This is a messenger RNA of Lentinula edodes (shiitake mushroom), 1194 nucleotides long. RefSeq lists its product as uncharacterized. Bases 1 to 1194 code for a protein of 397 amino acids. The record is from RefSeq and is a predicted model, not a curated record. Lineage: Eukaryota; Fungi; Basidiomycota; Agaricomycetes; Agaricales; Omphalotaceae. The transcript is spliced from 7 exons.
AUGGGUGUUGCGGCCAAUACUUCUUCAGGCCAGAUACUCGUAGCGCAACGUCCGAAGGAUAUGAGGACACUUGAACAAAAAACCCAGCUAUUAAAAUUGGCAAAGAAAUUCUGUGAUACUCAUCCUUAUAUUCCACUUGAAGAACUGAACCGCCGCGCCAAAGCCAAAGCUGAUGCUGCUAAAGUGCAAUCUGCAUCUGCAUUACUUAGUGAACAAAUGCGAACAAACGAAAAGAUUGAUGGCCUAGCUUCAAUGGUUGGUACCCUGGUUCAAUGUCUUCCUACUUUACUUUCGGCUCCGUUUGCUACCUCGGGGUUGCACUCUAUAUCUUUAUUGGACUCCAACAUUCUCUCCACGUUUAGGCCUGUAUCUGCACCACUGAAACUUCGAAUUGAGGAAUCUAAUCCAAGGGUCAACGACACCGGAUUCACAACUGAAACUGACAUGGAAUAUGAACCUGUGGCUCGGCAAAACGAUGGACCUAUGCUUGAAGUUGGCAAUAGACUUACGAAGGAGAAGGACGGGGACGGCAAGGAGACUGAUGAGCCUAUGCGAGAGAUGCAUAGUGUUUACGAGGGCAAGAAGGAUAAUGUUGUCAUGGCUGAUACAGAGGACUCGGCAGAGGUCUCCGCUGUGAAUUCUCCUGUGGGAAAGGGAAUCGCUACAAUCAAGAUUGCCCAUGGGCAGUUGGUUAACUUCGAGAGUGCUGACAUUUGUGACCCUCGCCAAAUAUCAUUUGCAACUAACAUCCCCCAUCUCGAACGCAUAUGGGAUGAUGAAGGCCCGAACUGGGACCCUGCUGACUGUGGCACCAACCUUUUGUUGAUUAACGGCACCCCUAUCGCCCUUCGGUACUGGCCUGAAGUUUUUAGUGGCAAGAAGGAUGCUCGCUGGAAGGCAUUGAAGAAAAAUUGGACUGAAUGGAAGUUUGUUGUCGAACGAUAUUGCUCAAGUACUGCCGAUGCUUUUUGGAAAGAGUUUUCUUCUGCAGAUGGGAACCCUUUCAACUGGAAGAGGAUAUGUGAGACAUUGCGGGUUCAACGAGCUGCGCAUGAGCAGCAUAUUGUAGACAGGGCAAAAGUGGAGUACGGUGCUGACUUCGAUAAAAUCUUUGUAAAUCGUGGAAAGGUAUUAACUGAUAGAACAGCUAUUGCUCGUCGCUAUUUUGAAAAACAUACCAUGGACCUCAAUUAA